GAACCUUCCGUUUGUGUUGGGGUUUUUGUUGUAGUGUCUGAGAUUUAGGGAACCGUUUAUUUUAUAACAAUAGUCAGUUGACCCUACCGACUUCAAUAAAGUAUAACUACAACACAGAAAUAAUACUGCGUUUUGUGCUGAAAUGUUAAGUAGCGGGUGACAGUUAAUAUAGUUAGCUAUUAAUAAAUUAUCGUAUUAUUAUUGAACCCUUUCAUUUUGUUGGGUAUUGUUUACAUGAUUUAAUUCAUAUAGCGAUCAGCAGUUUAUUAUUAUAUUCUUAUUGCUAUUUUGGGUGUCUGUUUGUUGUAUAGCUCCUUCAACACUACGGGUGCGUUCAGCCUGCUUUUUAUAACUGAAAACAUUUGAUUGGUCUAGUACAGAAGCACGUAGCUUCUCCCUAGUGUAAACUGAUUGGUAAACAACCAUCAGCCUACGUCUGAGAUCAUACUGGUUACGAAAACAAGAGUACGGUGUAGUUAUUAUUGUUAUUAUAUUACUUUGUGCCGGGUUUUGAAGUCUGCAGUGUGCUUUCUUGCGUCUCUGUUUGUAUAUGCAAGUUUGCAACCCUCAAAACAACGUCCAUAAACUCUCUGUUACCGUUCCUAAUAUUAUUGACAAAUAAAAAUACACAUGUGGGACAGCUUGUUCUACCUCCUCAGCUCAGAAACCGGGGAGCCUUACCAACUAGAAUGGAUGGCUUAUGUAAUGGUGUUAAUGGGGCUUUUAUCAUUUCUGUUUUUGCUUUUUAUUAAUGUACCUUAUGGUAGGUACGCUUCAAGUAAGUUUGGGUUCCCUGUCAGUGUCAAAUUAGCGUGGUUUCUGCAAGAGUUGCCUUCUCUGUUAGUUCCGCUUUAUGUGGUCGUCUUCACCGCUGCUGACAGAAACUCUUACCUGGCCAACCAAGUGCUCAUCGGGAUGUUUCUCUGUCAUUACAUACAAAGGACACUAGUUUACCCUUUCCUAAUUCGAGGAGGGAAACCAACACCAUUUGUAUCUUUUGCCAUUGCUUUUAUGUUUUGUGUAUAUAAUGGAUAUAUGCAGGGAAGAUACCUAAGCCACUUUGCUGUGUACCCUUCAGACUGGAUUAGACGUCCCUGCUUCAUUACAGGUUUUUCUCUAUGGCUGACUGGGAUAUUGAUAAACGUACACUCUGAUCAUAUACUUAGAAACCUACGAAAGCCUGGAGAGACAGGUUACAAGAUACCAAAGGGGGGAAUGUUUGAAUACAUAUCCGGUGCCAACUUUUUUGGUGAAAUAAUAGAGUGGACUGGAUUUGCAAUAGCUACUUGGUCACUGCAAGGUGCAGCCUUUGCUAUCUUUACAUUCCUGGUGCUGUCCUCUCGGGCCAUCCAGCAUCACAGAUGGUACAUUGAAAAAUUUGAAGACUACCCCAAAUCAAGAAAAGCUUUGAUACCAUUUUUGUAUUGACAGUAAUAAACAAAAUACUUUUUCAUUAAA
Molecule: messenger RNA, 1458 nt
Organism: Acipenser ruthenus (sterlet)
Lineage: Eukaryota; Metazoa; Chordata; Actinopteri; Acipenseriformes; Acipenseridae
Gene: srd5a1
Product: steroid-5-alpha-reductase, alpha polypeptide 1 (3-oxo-5 alpha-steroid delta 4-dehydrogenase alpha 1)
Exons: 5
Coding region: 631-1428 (265 amino acids)
Biological process (GO): steroid biosynthetic process
Cellular component (GO): membrane
Molecular function (GO): 3-oxo-5-alpha-steroid 4-dehydrogenase activity
Source: RefSeq, a predicted model, not a curated record